Microstroma glucosiphilum is the source of this 507-nucleotide messenger RNA. RefSeq names its product acyl-CoA N-acyltransferase. Gene Ontology annotation, biological process: protein acetylation. Gene Ontology annotation, molecular function: N-acetyltransferase activity. The coding region runs from base 1 to 507 and encodes 168 amino acids. Lineage: Eukaryota; Fungi; Basidiomycota; Exobasidiomycetes; Microstromatales; Microstromataceae. The transcript is spliced from 3 exons. The record is from RefSeq and is a predicted model, not a curated record.
AUGAGCUCACAAUCUGCUACCAUCCGAACCGCCACUCGGGAAGACAUUCCCACGAUCAUCCACCUCAUUCGUGAGCUGGCCAUUUACGAGAAGGAGCCGCAAGCCGCCAAGGCCACGCCUGAGCUCAUCGAGGAGAACAUCUUCCAAAAGGAGAUUGCAAAGUGUCUCAUUGCAGAGGCCGAGGUGGAAGGAAAGACGCAGCCCAUUGGACUGGCCAUUUACUUCUUCUCAUUUUCCACGUGGACUGCCCGUCCAUCUCUCUACCUAGAAGAUCUCUUUGUCCUAGAGGCUUACCGCAACAAAGGUGCCGGCAAGGCCCUCUUCCGCGAGCUAGGCCGUAUCGCCAAGUCCACCAACUGCGGGCGUGUAGACUGGUCCGUCUUGGACUGGAAUGAGCCCUCCAUUGCUUUUUACAAGCAGGUGCUGGGGGCAAAGCCCAUGCUGGGGUGGACGGGGAUGAGAUUAGAAGAGGAAGGUAUCGAGAGACUGCAGACAUUGGGCCUAUGA